Oncorhynchus keta (chum salmon) is the source of this 3860-nucleotide messenger RNA. Its product is annotated as adhesion G protein-coupled receptor G3-like. NCBI's taxonomy places the organism in Eukaryota, Metazoa, Chordata, Actinopteri, Salmoniformes, Salmonidae. The record is from RefSeq and is a predicted model, not a curated record. Gene Ontology annotation, biological process: adenylate cyclase-activating G protein-coupled receptor signaling pathway; cell surface receptor signaling pathway. The transcript is spliced from 15 exons. Gene Ontology annotation, cellular component: membrane. Gene Ontology annotation, molecular function: G protein-coupled receptor activity. The coding region runs from base 61 to 2100 and encodes 679 amino acids.
CUUCUCUUCGUCAGAGUCACAGAGCGGUGCGAGUGCGGAGCUUGAUAGGGAUCAAUUCAUAUGAAAGUUCCAUCUUCAUCUAAUAUGUUUCAAAUUUCACAAUAUGGCUAUGGCGUUUUUGUGUUGGUGGUUUAUUUUUUUGUGUUGGUGGUUUAUAAAGCAUCCUCUUCCCAACCUGAUUGUAUGGGUGUUUGUGAGAACUCCCAAGGAAAGGAUGCAACAGAUAUGCCACUUUGUGUGGAUGAAAAAUGGCAUGAACGCUUCUGCACUUAUCAAAUAUCCAGUCUUACACGGACGUGUACUUUAAUAAUGGAAAUAAGUCACAUCCAGCAGUGCAUCGAUUUACACUCAAGACAGGUGUCAUUUUCAUUCACAUGGAACACAACCUGCAAACUUCCUGACUUGUCUGGAUUUUCAGAUUGUGCCAUCAACAUCAAGCUGCCAUAUGUUGACAACUGCAAAGACAGACAUCUAAUACAAUGUGUGGAUCAAUGGACCUUUAUUAAAAUGACAAAUCAGUCCACUACUAGUCAGGCAACUACUAUUAGAAUUGAAAAUAAAGUCACGACCAAAACCUCACACAUUUCGAGAGAAUGUGAUUCUGAAAACUUUGGACUGACUCAUGCAAAUAAUAACCUGACCUCUGUUGAUGCAUUUGUCAGAAAUUGUAAAAGAAAGGCAAAACCAAUAAUGACUGGUCAGCAGUUACGUUCCAUAAAAAACAUAUUUCACAACAUUACCAAGCAGGGACCUCAGAGAGUGAUUCUUGACAGCAUCAAAGGUUCAGUGACAUCACAUCAGAAGAACAAUUUGCUAAACUUUAGAAUGGCUCUACCCUCCACCAAUAAUGCCACGUUGGAGAAGAUGGAUGACAUUUGGUUGGAGAUUCCUACUGAGGCCUUACGUGUUUUCCUGGGAGACACUGCAGAGGAAGUUAACCUGGGAGUAUUUUGGUUUGAGAAUGACAGCCUGUUCCCGGUGGAGGAGAACAACACUGAGCUCCUAAACAGUCGAGUGGUAUCCGUCGAUGUGGGAGAGGACAUCUCAGGCCUCAGUAACUAUCUUAAGAUCACGUUCCUCUUCCAGAAUGUAUCAGUGGAAAACAAAUCACUAGCAUGUGUGUUCUGGGAUCUUGAAAAUGAUACUGUUGCACAUUGGAAUUCCUCUGGAUGUGUCACUGAGACAAAGGAAAAUGAAACAGUGUGCUCUUGUAACCACCUUUCAUUCUUCGCUGUACUUAUGUCUCCGGUCAGUGGCUCCAGUGCCAGUCUGAGCUCCUCCUCUGUGUGGUUGCUGACGUUGUUGUCCAGGGUGGGCUGUGGAAUAUCCCUCUGUUUCCUGUGUCUGGCUCUCCUCAUCCACCUCAGAAGGGGAAAAUCUGAUGAUUCCCUGUGCAUCCACAUCCACCUGUGUGUGGCGCUGCUGUGCCUCAACCUAACCUUCCUCAUCAACGACAGCCUAGCCUCCCUUGGUGUCCAUGGCCUGUGUGUUGCUACGGCAGCAGCCACCCACUACUCUCUGCUGUGCACCCUCACCUGGUUCUCCCUGGAAGGUUUCCACCUCUAUCUGCUCAUCAUCCGGGUCUUCAACAUCCACAUCAAGAGAUACCUCCUCAAACUGGGUCUGGUAGGAUGGGGUGAGUGCAGAAUACCUGGCAUAGUAGUUACCAUAAUUGUUGCUUGUGGCAAAUAUGGAGAAUACAGAAUAUACCAGCAAGACGGUGUUGCUAUUCAAAUGUGCUGGCUGACUGACUCUGCUCUGACCACGGUGUCCUUCUCGUACUUUGUGCUGACAUUCGCGGUGAACAUGCUGUGCUUUGGGUCUGUGACAGUGAAGGUGGUGAGGGCCCACCGUCAGAGUCCUGUCCUGAGGGAGAGGGGUAUGAACAGGGGGACAGUACUCAGUCUGCUGGGUCUGGCCUGGCUCCUGGGGGUCUCCUGGGGGGUCCUGCUCUUCCAGUUUGGCCCCCUGAGGGAGACAGCCUUCUACAUCUUCUGCACCAUCAACUCUCUCCAUGGCCUCUUCCUCUUUCUACGCUAUUGGGCUUUAACUCGGCCAGAGAAGGCAUCUAUCUCCAAGGCAACCACUGGAUCUUCUUGAACUGAGAUGCAACCAGCCUUAUAGGCCAGUCCCUGACUAACACGGUUAAACAUUUUACUACUAAUACCACUGCAUUACCACAGAAGCACAAUAUUUAGUAUGUUGGUUUAUAACUUUCACGAUAGGCAAACCUAGGUUUCCAGGUUUGCUCGUAAACUUACUGUGUAUUUUGUGACAUAUCUUCCAUGCAUAUUCAGUUUUGAUGUGUAUAGUCCUAGGCAAACAGGGAACACAUCUAUUAGGUUCAAAUGAUGUUCAUCUCUGAAAAUAAUCAAAUACGUUUGGAUACCUAAUCGAUCAGUCGCUGUCGUACACGAGGGUAAGAUGAUGUGGUCGACUGUGAAUUGGUGCCUUUCUGUUUCUUUGACUGUUAUCAAAAACCCUCUGAAAGAUAUGCUCUUUUUUAGUCCAUCUAACAUUUUGGAGAAUUUUAAUUCCCUUUUGGUUUUUGCAGAAAAGGCGUACAGUAUAUAACCUCCUAGCCUAUGGGCUACCUGAGAGAACAUUAGGCCUACAAGUAGAUAGUACCUUAGCAUAACACCAUAUUUGCAGGGAUGGGAAAACAUUGUUUAGAAAUGAACAUUUUUAGAUUGUGUAAACUUUAUUCUUUGUUUAAAUCAUUUGUGUAAAUAAUUAUUCCAUAAGAAUUUGAAAGGGGGAGAUGCCCCACAAGCCUCUGGGGUUUUCUACCUCUUCUGCACAUGCUGUUUUUGUUCUCCUUUUACUUUGUGAUCAUAUAGUUUUGGAUUUUCUUGUGCCAUUUAAAAAAAAAGGAAAUAGAUAUCUUAGAGGCCCUACUGUGUCAUUGAUAUUGAGGGGGUUCAAUUGAAACCUAUGACUACUUUCUCCCCUCCCAAACAUCGAAGUCAUUGUGGAAAUAUACUGCUGCCUUUUGGAAGACGAGGUUCAGUGUGAAAAAGGUUCAGUGUGUACAGAAAAAGAAUGAAGAAACCCAAACUGAGCAAAGAGGAGCUACAAUCUCUGAAAAAAGCUACAGACAGAAGCAACCAUUCCAAUUCGACAGGCGAAUCUCGUACACAAUUGAUUGUGAUGAACUGUCUUUUGCUGGUCAUCAUUCUCCCGUCGACAUUCAGAAAGUAUUUAUACCUUUUGACUUAUUUUACAUUUUGUUGUGUUACAUCCUGAAUUCAAAAUGUAUUAAAUGUGGGGGACAAAUUCACCCAUCUACCAAAUAAUGAGAGUAAAAAAAAUGUCUUUAGAACAUUUUGCAAAUGUUUCGAAAAUUAAAUACAGAAAUAUCUCAUUUACACAGGUGUGCAACAUUGCUACACACUCUAAUAUGACCCGUGGUCCUUCUAGCAGUCUCGAAGGACAAAAUGCCCACAGUCAUCAGGAGGCUGAAGAAAUUUGGCUUGGCACCUUAAAACCCUUUAACAGAUGCACAAUUGAGAGCAUCCUGUCGGGCUGUAUCACCGCCUGGUAUGGCAACUGCACUGCCAACAACCGCAGGGCUCUCCAGAGAGUGGUCCGGUUCGCCCAACGCAUCAUAAUAUAUACAUGUACAUAUUACCUCAAUCAGCCUGACUAACCAGUGUCUGUAUGUAGCCUCACUAAUUUUAUAGCCUCGCUCCUGUAUAUAGCCUGUCUUUUUACUGUUGUAUUAUUUCUUUACUUACCUAUUGUUCACCUAAUACCUUUUUUGCACUAUUGGUUAGAGCCUGUAAGUAAGCAUUUCACUGUAAGGUCUACACCUGUUGUAUUUGGCGCACGUGACAAAUAAACUUUGAUUUGAUUUGAAA